Messenger RNA from Pseudopipra pipra, 3516 nucleotides. RefSeq names its product olfactomedin 1 (gene OLFM1). Gene Ontology annotation, biological process: signal transduction. NCBI's taxonomy places the organism in Eukaryota, Metazoa, Chordata, Aves, Passeriformes, Pipridae. The record is from RefSeq and is a predicted model, not a curated record. The coding region runs from base 924 to 2381 and encodes 485 amino acids. The transcript has 6 exons.
CCUUCCCCCAAAUCUUUUGCCCUCUCCCCAAAUCUUUCUCUCCCUUCCCCAAGCCUUUCUGACUCUCUUCAAAUCUCUCCCCCUCUCCCCAGUUCUUUCCCUGUUUCCCAUAUCUUUUUUCUCCAUAUCUUUUCUCCCUAAUCUUUUCUCCACAUAUUUUUUCUUCCCUGCUUCCCUCCGCUCCCCUUUUCCCAAACCUUUUCUCCCUAAAUCUUUUCUCCCCAAACCCUUUUUUCCCCUCUUUCCCUCCACUCCCCCUUCCCCAAACCUUUUCUUCACAAACCUCUUCUCCCAACGUCUUCUCCGCAAAUCUUUUCACCCCUCCUUCCCUCUGUUCCCCCUUCUCCUAAUCUUUUCUCCCCAAAUCUUUUCACCCUUCCUUCCCUCCGCUCCCCCUUCCCCAAAUCUUUUCUCCACAAACCUCUUCUCCCCAAAUCUUUUCACCCCUCCUUCCCUCCGCUCCCCUUUCCCCAAACCUCCCUCCCGACAAAAAUCCUUAUCCCUCCCCCAAAUCCCUGCUUCCCUUCUCCCCUCCCCAAAUCCCUUCUCCCCUCCCUCUCCCCCCUGUCCCCCCCCUCACCCGCAGUCUCCCCGGCUGGCUGGGCGCUCCCUCCCCGCGCCCCUCCCCGUCCCGUCCCACCCCCGACCCGCCUCCUGCAGCCGCUCGCUCCGGUCGGGGCGCGCCCGGCGGCGGCGGCGGGCGCAGGGGAGGCAGCCCCGCUCCGCACCGGCACCGGCAGCGCUCGCAGCGGCACCGGCAGCACCAUCGGCAGCGCCGGGCAGGGCGGCGGCGGGGCGGCGGAGGACGAUGGGCCGGCGGCGAGCGGCGGCGGCGGCCGGGCGGCUGGCGCAGCCCGAACCCAGCGGCAUGGAGCCCGGCGCCGGUGCAGAAUGAAGGGUGCCUGCCGCCCCCCCCCGCAGACAUGUCUGUGCCUUUACUCAAGAUUGGAGUCGUCCUCAGCACCAUGGCCAUGAUCACCAACUGGAUGUCGCAGACGCUGCCCUCCCUCGUGGGGCUCAACACCACCAAACUCACGGCGGCCACGGGCGGCACCUUGGACCGCAGCACGGGAGUGUUGCCUACCAACCCAGAGGAAAGCUGGCAGGUCUACAGCUCUGCCCAGGAUAGCGAGGGACGUUGUAUAUGCACAGUGGUGGCACCUCAACAGACGAUGUGCUCGCGUGAUGCCAGGACAAAGCAGCUGAGACAACUAUUAGAAAAGGUGCAAAACAUGUCCCAGUCGAUAGAGGUGUUGGACAGGCGGACCCAGAGAGACCUACAGUACGUGGAGAAGAUGGAAAACCAGAUGAGGGGACUGGAAACAAAAUUUAAGCAAGUGGAAGAAAGCCACAAGCAGCACCUGGCAAGGCAGUUUAAGGCAAUAAAAGCGAAAAUGGAGGAACUUAGGCCUUUGAUACCAGUGUUGGAAGAGUACAAAGCCGAUGCCAAAUUGGUAUUGCAGUUUAAAGAGGAGGUCCAGAAUCUGACGUCAGUUCUAAACGAACUCCAGGAGGAGAUUGGCGCCUAUGACUACGAAGAGCUUCAGAACAGAGUGUCAAAUCUUGAAGAAAGGCUUCGUGCAUGCAUGCAAAAAUUAGCUUGUGGGAAGCUGACAGGAAUAAGUGACCCGAUCACAAUUAAAACCUCGGGGUCCCGGUUCGGAUCGUGGAUGACGGAUCCUCUCGCUCCCGAGGGAGAGAACAAGGUCUGGUACAUGGACAGCUACCACAACAACCGCUUCGUGCGCGAGUACAAAUCCAUGGCAGAUUUCAUGAACACUGACAACUUUACCUCCCACCGCCUCCCUCACCCGUGGUCGGGCACCGGUCAAGUGGUCUACAACGGCUCUAUUUACUUCAACAAAUACCAAAGCCACAUAAUUAUCAGGUUUGACUUGAAAACAGAGACCAUUCUCAAGACCCGCAGCCUGGAUUAUGCCGGCUACAACAACAUGUACCACUACGCCUGGGGCGGCCACUCGGACAUUGACCUCAUGGUGGACGAGAACGGGCUGUGGGCCGUCUACGCCACCAACCAGAACGCGGGGAACAUCGUCAUCAGCAAGCUGGACCCCAACACCCUGCAGAGCCUGCAGACCUGGAACACCAGCUACCCGAAACGCAGCGCCGGGGAGGCCUUCAUCAUCUGCGGCACCCUCUACGUCACCAACGGCUACUCGGGGGGCACCAAGGUGCACUACGCCUACCAGACCAACGCCUCCACCUACGAGUACAUCGACAUCCCCUUCCAGAACAAGUACUCCCACAUUUCCAUGUUGGACUACAACCCCAAGGAUCGGGCUCUCUACGCCUGGAACAACGGGCACCAGAUACUUUACAACGUCACCCUCUUCCACGUCAUCCGCUCCGACGAGUUGUAGUCCCGCCCCUUGUUUAGAGACCGGUUUAGAAAAAAAAAAAAAAAAAAAAUUAAAUAAAUGAAAUAAACGUGAAAAGGAUUAAAAAAGAAAAAAAAAAAAGGGGAGAAACUUAAUUUAAAAAAAAAAAGCUAAUAAGGAAACACACUUUAAAUAAGUAAAUAUAUAAACAGCUGCCAAAAUUAAGACCAACGUCAUGGAGGAUAAUUCAGCAUAAACCUGACAGAUCAGCAUUACCUCUACAUUUCUAGAAGUCUGGCUCUGUGUUAUAGACUAACGAGUCACCAUGUACUUGCAGCUGGAACUGCACUCAAAGAACCACUUAAGUUUGGGGUUUUGUUUUGUUUCUGUUCUGAUAGCAAACCUAUAGUACAUACUAAAGCAGUAAGGCAAUGACUGUUGGAAGUUUAUCCUUGGGAGACUCGCUCUCUUCUGUGUGUGGGUUGCAUGGACAUUCCCCCGGCGUCACGGUCAGCUGUGAUGGAUGUGUGAUUUGUAUUUUUAAGCAGAAAAAGCUGACCCGUGAGGAGCUCUCGCUGUCUGAACAAGACCUAUCACAGGUUAGUUUUCUUCGCCUUCCAUUGCAGCUACUGUCUCUCUCAACUGUGUUCUUGUCACUUAGAUUAACUGUGCUGAGACCCGAAGUAGCUCAUGGAUCUGUGUCUUAGUAACUAUUAAACACGAUGGUUUAAGUAUGUAUUAUGAACAAGUUGUUGUACCCAUAUUGUUUGAACUUAUGUAUUCAGCAAAUAUAUUGUAUAAUGUAUGUCUGUUAUUUACCAGAGGUGGCAAAACUUUGUAUGUCCAGUUUAUGCAAUGAAUGUUGUAAAUGCAAUGAUGUAGUUUGGAUUAAUAAAUGAUGGUUUUUGUUUCUAAAAAGAAAAAAAAAAAGAUCAGUGUUCACCCUUAUACACAGAUAACCAAUUUCAUGUUGAUAAUUACGAGAAUAUUCUCUUACUGUUAUACUAUCUACAUAGCAUUAUGGUGGUUGGAAAUUGCUUCUGUGGAAAUUCUGUGGCAGCAGAUUCCCAUGGGAAGCUUUGUUUAUGGAAGUGUGAAGGUAAUUAAUUUUUUUUAAGAGGAAAACUUUGUACUAUCCACAGUUAUCUAAGGAACAAUAAAAAUAUUAGGAGACUUC